AUGUGCCUUGUCCAUCUAGCCCAACCUCAAUGCUGUGGACCCGUCCUACGAACUUGUUGUCCGCCCGCCCUGCCACCUUGUUGCUCCCUUCCUCCUGGUGGCUACCGAGGUUACUGUACAAUGGGAUCCCCGCUGUUUAACAUCUCACAAAAGGCUUAUCAGGAUCUGCAGAAGAUUAAACAAGAUAAUAGCUUAUCAAAGCGAAUGUUCGAUAUAAAAAUGCAGAAAUGGGCGAUUGAAAACAAAAUAGGGAGCCAGUAUAGAGCAAAUAAAAAGGUGAUGGAAGAUCUGAAAAAGCAGACUCAUGAGGAUUUGGAGGACGGUGUGAAAAAGCUAAAAGACGUAAUGAAAGAUCUUGAGAAGAUUGAGAGUGAUCAAGGGCUCACCAGGCAAGAAGCCUAUUUCAAGCAAAGAAAGAUUCUGGAUAAGUUGAGUCCAAGAGAGGCAGCUCUUGCACGAUGCGCAGCAAAAGUCUAUGCUCCAGCUUAUGAAAAUCUACCAAGGGAAGGAGAUUGCGGAUUAGGACCAUUGAGCUGGAUGCCAAUGGGCUUAUUUGGACCUUUUGGAAGUGGCGCUCCUGCGCCAGGGUAUGGAGGAGUAUGCCCAAGUGGAAACUGCGGGUAUGGAGGAUGGCCAGCUGGAGUACCUUGCGCAACGGGACACUGUGGACCUGGGGCAUGGGCACCCGGAGUGUGCCCUGGAGGGCAGUGCGGAAACGGAUGGGGAGCGCCCGCGCCAUAUGGAUUUGUAGUCCCGGGAAUGGGAUACUUUGGCAGACGUUAA
Cylicocyclus nassatus is the source of this 783-nucleotide messenger RNA. Lineage: Eukaryota; Metazoa; Nematoda; Chromadorea; Rhabditida; Strongylidae. The record is from the annotation of a GenBank genome assembly.